This is a messenger RNA of Rotaria sp. Silwood2, 2908 nucleotides long. The record is from the annotation of a GenBank genome assembly. Lineage: Eukaryota; Metazoa; Rotifera; Eurotatoria; Philodinida; Philodinidae.
AUGCGUUAUCUUGGUGCGACUCGUUAUUUAUCAUUGAGUAUGCUUGCAUGGGGUAGUAUCACUGUCGGUUUGGCUUUCGUAAGAAAUGCUCAAGAACUACUAUCUGUUCAAUUUCUUCUCGUAAGUGAAUCAAAUUUAUACGAAUAACAAAAUAUCUUUGGCUUUUCGUGGAAGGGCAUGACUCAAGCAGGCUUUUUUCCCAGUAUUGUCAUAUAUUUCUCAUUAUGGUAUCGUAAAAGAGACCAAACUAUGAGAAUAGCUAUUCUUUUUGGAGCUGCCAUCAUUUCCAGUGCUUUGAGUGGUAUUCUGGUAUGCACUCAUCCAUUUCAUAACCUACGUGAUAUUUAUUUUAAAUUUAGGCGUAUGGUUUCACACAUCUGGAUGGUACUCGUGGUCUGAAUAGUUGGCAGUGGAUGUUUUUGCUUGAAGGUUUGCCGAUGAUUCCUCUCAGUAUCAUAACCUGUCUUUUUCUCAGCAAUAUACCCGAUACUGUACAAUGUAAGAGUUCAUAGGAUAGUAAGAAAUAUUCUUAACUGGUUUAUUUUAAAAAUUAAGGGUUGAAUAACAGUGAAAAACAGCUUUUGACAAAUCUUCUCCGACACGAUGCAGGGAUAGCUAAUGAUGAAAAUGGUCGACUUUCAUGGCGACAAGCAUUUUAUGUUUUUGUCGAUUGGCGAAUCUAUUUAUAUGCACUAAUUGAUAUUGGUAUUUUGAGUGUGAUCAAAUAUAUAAAUACGUAUCUUCCGUUACUUGUCGAAGAUAUGGGAAAUUCGAAAGCUGAAGUACAUUUAAUGACAGCACCACCUUACGUUUUCGCAUUUGUGUGUUGUUUAUUGGUUAGUUAUUCGUCGUCGACUAGAAAUGAGCACGGCUUUCAUCUCAUGUUUUGUCUAUCUAUUACUCUAGUCGGCUUUAUUCUUAUGCUUACUCUGAUCGAUCGAGGUCAAGCGGCACGAUAUGUCAGUAUUUGUAUUGUUUGUUGUGGCAUAUCCUCGGCAUAUCCUUUGUUACUCUCUUGGCUAACAAAUAAUGUGGGCGGGUAUACCAAGAGAUCCAUUGCUAUCGGCUUCGUUGUGGGUAUUGGUCAAAUUGGUGGAAUUAUAUUGCCUUUUGUCAGACUGUUGCUACUAUUGCUAAAUUCACAACUAUUUUUCUUUCUUUGUAGAUGUAUUAUGAUGAGUCAACCAAUCAACGUAACGAUUUUAUUUAUAUUGGAAUGGUGGCGGCUAGUUUGGUUCUUGUCAUUAUUUUGCGCAUCUGUUUGAUAUUGGAGAAUCGUUGGCGAGAUAAUUUAUCACGGGAGAAGUAUGAUCGUUUAGCAGCUAUCAAAGAGUCUUGCGAUUGGGUUAGGUCAUUUCUGAUUAACUUACCCUUUUUUAUCACUGUUCUUUUGCAGCAUCCCCAAGUGCGGUACGUCUUGUGACAUGCCAGCUUCAUCUCGUAGCUGACAAAUUGUACUUAUUUUUCUAAUCAGAUUCUUUUUCGAAUAAUCUUAAAAUUUGCCGAACAACAAGUUAACGUCGUAUGGUAAACGUAUUUCAAAAUUAACGCUUCAAGAAAUGGCGCAUCACAUUAGAUCGAUAGCGAGUGCUGUAACGAGCAAACAUUAAAACGAUCUGCCAAUUGUUGCAAUAGCUAUGUAAGAAAAACAGCAAAAACUCCUGUUUUUAAUCUAUUUUUUGCUAAUUAAAAAUUUCUUAAAAUCAAUACUUCUUGUAGUUUUUUUCUAACUACAAGAAAGAAAAAACAUGAUAUUGAAUGAAAAAAUAAUGAUGAAAAUAAGUAUAUCGUUGUUCAAUUACGUUUCUUAUCACGUGCACGGUUCAACACGUCCCUAGUAUUCAUGAUAUUGUAUGAAAGGUUAAAUUGUCGUAUAUUCUAAGGAUUGUAGUUGAUGAUAAUUGAAAACAAUCUUAUAUGGAUAGGUUUUAAGAGCGGCACUUUCCUUUUAUCCAUAAAAAAUUCUCUAAAAAGCACUAAAGUAGUGUUUCAAUAGUAAUUACUCCACUCAUUGAUUCUUAGGUUUAGUCGAUUUGUAUAUCAAAAUGAGGUUCUUUUUUUCCUCUAUAACCUGAGAUAUAAAUAUUUAAGAAAAGAUGGUCUUAACGAAUUUGAUGGAAACAAAAGACAUUAGAACUGAAAACAGUCGGAAGAAAAAAUAUUGAAAUAUUAUUAAUGCCAAUUCACCACACGCUAUUUGUAUAUAAAGUGAAAGAUAUGAUGCUAUCGUAGAUUAUUCAUGCAAUGUUGUUGAUAUUGGAGAGAAGUUGCCGCUAUGUUACCAAGUAGUUGGUAACAAUGUCGUUAUCCGUUACUACAUAACGGUAACUGCCCGUUACCCAGUAAUGCUGGCAGUAACGCAAAAUUUCUGACUUUAUAAAAGAAAGGCUAUUUCUCAAAUAAAGUUUGAUCAGAGAUUUUUAGAGUUGAGGUAGAUAUUUCCAAUGAUGGCUCUCAAAAUUUCUGGACUGGAGAUUUCCAUUAGACAACGGGUAUUUCUUGAAAAUAACAAUAUUUGAUAGAGUUUGAUCAAAGCUUCUUGAGGUCGAGGAAUCGCAACUGCAAGAUGGUUUUUCGAAUUUUGGGGGCUUGAGAAUCUCACUAGGAACAGACUAUUUUUCAGGAAGACUUCUCUUCACUAUUAUAAGGACAAAAUAUGGUAUUGUUUGAGCCAUAUGAAAGAGGACUUCUUCUAACUCUCUCUGCUUGGUGCAGAUAACGCUGUGUUUUGUCCUUACAAUAGUGAGGAAAGCCUUGCCAAAAUCUGAUUGGUCGAGAGGAGAAAGCUUCUAGCCAAUCAUAUUGCAGAAAAUGUUUUCAACACGAGGGUGUGGGUGUGGGUGUGGGUGUGGGUGUGGGUGGGGGUGGGGGUGUGGGGGUGGGGGUGGGUGGGGGUGGGGGGGGGGGG